Messenger RNA from Pterocles gutturalis (yellow-throated sandgrouse), 689 nucleotides. It is a transcript of the gene FAM180A, whose product is annotated as family with sequence similarity 180, member A. The coding region runs from base 99 to 629 and encodes 176 amino acids. The record is from RefSeq and is a predicted model, not a curated record. The transcript has 3 exons. NCBI's taxonomy places the organism in Eukaryota, Metazoa, Chordata, Aves, Pterocliformes, Pteroclidae.
GAAGAGAGGAAAAAGCCAUUUAUUUAUUCUUGAAAAGAAAGUAGGUAGGAAAUUAAAAAGCCACUAUACAGCUAGACAUACGUAUUUUAAAGAGAAGGAUGCUUUGGAAGACUUUGUUGCUGCUGCUGUUCUAUUACAGUGCUCAUGCUACUGUGACCCACAGAUGGAGCAGAGCUAUGCUUUUCCCAGCUGCUCAGCGAUUCAAGAGGUCCUCAGCCGCCUUCCUUAACCCAGUGCUACAAAACUCACUGGAAGAUGUGGUCCUGCUUUAUGAGUUUCUUUUAGCUGAGCUUGACAUUGACAAAGGUCAGAGGAUCUCCAUCAAAGAUGAGGAGCUUGCUUCACUGAGGAAGGCUGCUGAGUUUGACACCAUCUGCAAUGAGAUUAUCCCCAAGAGCAUCACAGAGAUCCGCAGGCUGAGUAGCAGGCUGUCUUCCUACCCACGGGUCCUCAAGAAAGAAGACUUUGAAAGGACAGUGCUGACCAUGGUCUACACAGCCUACAGAGCUGCUCAGUCCCAGGGGCACCAGAAAGACAUUUGGGUUGAAUCCUUUGUCAGUCUUUACAAAGCCCUGAAGCACGACUUGAUGUUGCCAUACAGCAAAGAGACAUCAUCAUGGGAGACUUGAUGCAACGGCAACUCAGCCAACUCUUCUGGUUGAUAAGGGACACGUAGCAUGUCCUGAACU